Messenger RNA from Manis javanica (Malayan pangolin), 4822 nucleotides. It is a transcript of the gene BNC1, whose product is annotated as basonuclin zinc finger protein 1. Gene Ontology annotation, cellular component: nucleus. NCBI's taxonomy places the organism in Eukaryota, Metazoa, Chordata, Mammalia, Pholidota, Manidae. The record is from RefSeq and is a predicted model, not a curated record. Gene Ontology annotation, biological process: regulation of transcription by RNA polymerase I.
CCUGGGCCAUUCUCAGCCCAAAACCUGAGCUUUGUCUGCUACAGCGAAUCAUAGCCCAGAAGCCACUACAAUGAGUAAUGACCAAAGAAGUUAAGACAAGGACACCUCACACCUUGGCUAGAGAAUGCAAUGAGCACAAGAAAGGAGGCGGAUUCAAGAGCUUGGGAGUCAGAAGAGGCCAGAAACACAUGGAGCGGAGGAGGGCUGGUGGAUCAGGGAAGGCUUCUGAGAAGCAGGGACGUUUGAGAAAGGCUGUGAAGGAUGCACCGCGUUACAGCAGGCGGAGAGGAGGGGAGGGGCAAGCACUAAAUGCUGAAUGCUGGACGGCGAGGAGCACGGAAUGGCAGGCCAUCGGCUGUUCUCUGAACUGUGGUUGCCAGAGUUUCAAACCAGGGAAAAUAAACCACCGUCAGUGUGAGCAGUGCAGACACGGAUGGGUAGCCCACGCUCUAAGUAAGCUGAGGAUCCCCACCGUGUGUCCCACAAGCCAGGUGGAGAUUGUCCAGUCCAGUGUGGUGUUUGAUAUCAGCAGCCUCAUGCUCUACGGGACCCAGGCCAUCCCUGUUCGCCUGAAAAUCCUACUGGACCGGCUCUUCAGUGUGUUAAAGCAAGAUGAGGUCCUCCGGAUACUCCAUGCCUUGGACUGGACCCUCCAGGAUUACAUCCGUGGAUACGUGUUACAGGAUGCGUCCGGAAAGGUGUUGGAUCACUGGAGCAUCAUGACCAGUGAGGAAGAGGUGGCCACCUUGCAGCAGUUCCUUCGUUUCGGAGAGACCAAGUCCAUCGUUGAGCUCAUGGCGACUCAAGAGAAGGAAGAGCGGUCCAUCAUCGUGCCCCCUUCCACAGCAAGCGUGGACAUCAGGGCUUUCAUCGAGGGCUGCAGCCACAGGAGCCCCGGCCGCCCCACUCCCACGGACAAGGCAAACCCGAGCAGCGCACAUUCCUUCGAGAGCCUCAUAAACAACAUGACUUUCAUGCUGCCUUUCCAGUUCCUCAACCCUGUGCCUCCCGCACUGCUGGGGUCACUGCCCGAACAGUACGUGCUGGAACAGGGUCAGGAGCAAAGCCGGGACCCCGAACAGGAAACCCACGGACCCUUCCCCAGCAGCAGCUUCAUCGCUUCCAGUUCCACACCAUUUCAGACUGAGAAAGAUCCGUGUCUGAACUGUCCAGAUACUGUUCCAAAAAGGGAAGACGGCACCUAUUUAAGUGACUCCAGCUCAUACAACAUUGUCACCAAGCUUGAAAGGACACAGUUGUCCCCUGAGGCCAAAGUGAGGUCCGAAAGGAACGGCCUGGCCACGAAGAAGGGCCGGGUGUUCUGCACCGCGUGCGAGAAGACCUUCUAUGACAAAGGCACCCUCAAGAUCCACUACAAUGCCGUGCACCUGAAGAUCAAGCACAGGUGCACUGUCGAGGGCUGCAACAUGGUGUUCAGCUCCCUGCGGAGCCGGAACCGCCACAGCGCCAACCCCAACCCGCGGCUGCACAUGCCCAUGAACAGGAACAACCGGGACAGGGAUCUGCGCAACAGCCUGGGCCUGGCUGCCUCCGAGAACUACAAGCACCCGGGUUUCGUGGCGACUCCCCCGGACUGCAGGCCCCUCCCCGGCUACCCCAGGUCGGGGGAGGGGUCCAGGGGCCAGCCAGCCUUCCCGAGCAUAGGGCAAAACGGCGUGCUUUUCCCCAACCUGAAGACAGUCCAGCCGGUCCUUCCUUUCUGUAACAGCCCAGCCACCCCCGCUGAGCUGGCAAACACCCCUGGCGUGCUGCCCUCCCUGCCUCUGUUGUCCUCUUCAGUCCCAGAACAGCUGGUUUCAAACCAAGUGCCAUUUGAUGCCCUUCCCAAGAAGAAGUCCCGGAAGUCCAGUAUGCCUAUCAAAAUAGAGAAGGAAGCUGUGGAAAUAGCGAAUGAGAAGAGGCACACUUUCAGCUCCGAUGAAGACAGGCCCCUGCAGGUGGUCAGUGAAGAUGAGCCAGAGGCCUGCAGUCCUGCGCCGGGCAGAGCCCCUGAGGAGCAGCACGCCCAGGCAGGACGCCUAUGGAGGCCUCUCCCUGGAGGAGAGAGGCCCUGCCGUCCAGGGCCAGUGGCUGAGUCCAGUGGCGCCUUCAGCCGAGCCCCUGAGCAGGCCACGCACCACGUGGAGAGGGAGGCCGAGCAGAAGCCUGUGCUGGCCACGGUGCCCAGGGAGGUGGAGGCUGGUGGCCGCGAGCCCCCCCUCACUCCCGGGAUGGAGACCUGCGUCCCUUUCCCUGACUACGUCAAACUGCAGCGGCACCUGCUGGCCGGGGGGCUCCUCAGCGCUUUGUCCGGCAGAGGGAUGGCUUUUCCUUGUUUCGAAGAUUCUAAAGAACUGGUCCAGCACAUGGGUCAGCACACAUUAGCGAGGCCAAAGGAGGAAGACCGCUUCCAGUGUGACAUCUGCAAGAAGACCUUUAAAAACGCCUGCGGUGUGAAAACACAUCACAGGAGCAUGCAUGCCAAAGAAACGCACGUGUGCACCGUAGAGGGCUGUCAGGCCGCCUUCCCGUCCCGGAGGGGCAGAGACAGACACAGUUCGAACCUAACUGUCCACCAGAAAGUGUGGACCCAGGAAGUGUUCGAGAGCAGUGCAGACCAUUUCCGGGCCACUUACCUUCUGAAGGACGCGGCGCAGGGGGCCUGCCCAGAUGCGGAUUUCACACAGCAAGCCUCCCCGACGUCGGUCAUCCUCAAGGGAACCAGUCGGACGGGCAGUCUGGUUUACCCAGUCGCCCAAGUCCACAGCGCCGGCCCGCAGAGCUAUAGCUCUGGGCCACCAAGUGAGGGCACCAUCCUGGACCUGAGUGCUACCUCGAGCAUGAAGUCAGAGAGCAGCAGCCAUUCCUCCUGGGACUCUGACGGGGCCAGCGAGGAGGGCACUGUGCUCAUGGAGGACAGUGACGGGAACUGCGACGGGCCGAGCCUUGUCCCCGGGGAACAUGAGUACCCCAUCUGCGUCCUGGUGGAGAAGGCCGAACAGAGCCUUACCAGCCUGCCUUCUGGGCCGCCCAUGACGUGUCACCUCUGCCGAAAGAUGUACAGUAAUAAAGGGACCUUCAGGGCUCACUACAAAACUGUGCACCUCCGCCAGCUCCACAAAUGCAAAGUUCCGGGCUGCAACACCAUGUUCUCCUCUGUUCGCAGUCGAAAUAGACACAGCCAGAAUCCCAACCUGCACAAAAGCCUGACCGUGCCUCCAGGGCACCUCCAGUAACAACAGUGGGUCAUGUGUGUUGGGACCAGCACCUGUCAUAAUUCAGGAAUAAGGUCGUCCAAAAAUUGUUUCUAACUUGUUUAUACCAUUUGGGGCAAGCCAGGCAAAAAGUAUUUGAGUUGAUUUUAUAGUCUUCUGCCGCAGGGUGAGCAAAGGGCAAGCGUUGUGGGAAGCUGACAUGGGGCAGCCUUUCCUAUUGUUUUUCUUAGCCCAUGAGGUUUUCCCUAACCUAAUGAAAAUUUGCAGAAACACAGUUUUCCCACAUUUGUUUACACAUUCCCUGGGAGAACUCCAGGUCUGCAGAUUGAUUGGCCGCCGGGGCCGGACCUCGGGGGUGCUUUGAAGGGAGGCCUGCUGCAUUGUCAGGGAGUGUCCUGGGAGGCAGACUGCCUGCCGUGGGUGAGAAGCGGGUCCCACAGAUCACGAUUUUCAGUUCCUGCUUUACUGAGUCUGAAGUCCAGACUUGAGUUGCGGAAAAUGGCUUUUUGAGACUAUCCUUCCACUUGGAGUAGAGAAUGGCUUUUAUUCUUUUUUUCCCCUAAAGGUCUCAUGUGUUAGUCCAGGGAGUUCUCAGAGGAAGCAGGUUGGACUUAACACAUAGGAACAUGGAUGUUUCCAAGGAUGUUAGUUCUCACUCUGUCAUGUGUUCAAGAAGCUAGAGGGGAGCUAGUUCAUGCACUUAAAAAUAGUGGUCUUCAACUUAAUUUAACUUAAGUUGAUAAUAUUUAAUUUGUGUUUAUGUUACGUAUUUGGGGUAAGCGCAGGCAUGUCACAGUGUGACCUCUGGGUCUCUGGCUGAAAGCAGAACCCGUGACAACUUAAACAGCAGAAUGCGCCCGUUCUCAUUCGGUGAGCUUUGGAGUCUGUUCAUUUCGGCCGCCUGGGGAAUGGAUGAAGCAUGAUUCUGGCAGGACCGUUUGUAUAUAUUCAGCCAAAGCAUUUAGAGAAUGUGGUUCUGAUGGUUGGUAUGCAUUUCUCAGAAUCACCGGACCCCUCAGUCUUCACCCUUUUAUAGAUGUGUAAGAUGAGGAGGGACUUUGAAUGUACAUGGUAGACAGGAGAGUAGGACGUCACCGCCAUCCCGUACGUCUUGAUCCUUAACUCACUCUCAGAUCUGUCCCACACCGUUGCACACAUUUGCUGUUAUAGAAGUUCAGUCAGUCCCGGGAAAGGAGGCGUGUCUUGAUAUUGGCGCUGCAGCGCCCUGAGAGCCCAGGGCGGGGAAAAAGAGGUUGAUUUCUUGUUGAGACUGCAGGUUAGCCAUCUUUUUAUGGUUGAUUUAGGUAAUUUAAAAAAUCUUUCGAGAAUUGGGUGUGUAGGAGAAAUAAUUCUCUGGCCUAAAGGUGAAAAAAGCGAAUGACCUGUUACCAAUCAUUUCAACAUUUAAAAUAAAUAAAUAAAUGUGACAACUUAAAAUGUGUCUCUGCUUCAAAUGAGCUGCAUCUUUCAACUCUCUUGUUUCCCAGCUGUUUGAUAUUCCUGUUUCCCCAAAGUGGAAAAAUUUGAUUUAAUAAAAAUAUGUGGCAUGUUUUUUUGUUUAAAAAGGCAAACAUUUGUAAAACUGGUGUUGUCAUAUGGGAUGCCUG